GCAUAAUUGGGGAGUCUGUUAAGUAUGCAGAGACUAGUAAGUUGUCUGUGGGUGGAAUGCCCAUGCGACUUCUGUGAUCCACACAGAAACCAACCAGUUUACUACAAUUAAAAAUGCACUACAAAACACCCAACAGCCUCACCCCAUCUUCCUUUGGCCUUUUUAACCGCUCUAGGUGAAAUGACAUUGCCAUGAAGACGAGGGUGACGUUCUUGAAAUGGAGCAACUUGGUGUGUUUGUGGUUGACGUCAGAGCCCUUCCUUUCUUCAUAAGGCAGGUUUGAGACAGCAAGCAAGCCCUUCAUCCACAGAUAGGUAAGCUCAUCCCAUCUGCUCCUCACGAAAGAACUCCCUGUCAACAGUUCAUAAGAAUUUGUGCAGCUUGCGUCAUUGAAGAAAGAGUGUUCACACCAGACCUCCACAUUGUGCACUUCCUGUCACCAUGCAAGCUCUCUUUGGUCUCUGCCUCCUCUCUGGGCUUCUCACUACAGGCAUCUCUUUGGAGUGUGAAACAUGCGUUGGUCCAGGCGACAGCUGCAGUGGCAAGAAUGAAACUUGUCCUUCAGGCCUAGAUGCCUGUGGUACCUUUGUGAUUGAAGCUUCACAAGGAGGGCAGACGGUUACCGCGAUCUCAAAGACCUGCACCACGAAGGAUACCUGCGCUCAGCUAAAACCUGGAGCAUCCCUCAGCAUUGGUGAUGUUACAGGUACUAUUAAGCAAGCUGUGUGUGACAAGGCCCUUCCAACAUCGGCAUCUGUCCUCCUGGCUCUCUCUGGGUUCCUGUUGCUGAAGGUCUUCUUCUAAUGCACCUCUCAGAGCACUUCAUGCCCCUGUCUUAGGAUCGGACACUUGGCCUUUCAAAGACAUCAGGCUACUUAGUGGUUUUAAUGAGAGAAAAACAAAUAAAAAUAGAUCCACAGAGAAAUGGGCUUCGUCAAGUGUUGUUCAUUUGUGGGACAAGA
This is a messenger RNA of Eublepharis macularius, 962 nucleotides long. Its product is annotated as phospholipase A2 inhibitor NAI-like. Gene Ontology annotation, molecular function: phospholipase inhibitor activity. Gene Ontology annotation, cellular component: extracellular region. Bases 442 to 804 code for a protein of 120 amino acids. The transcript has 4 exons. The record is from RefSeq and is a predicted model, not a curated record. NCBI's taxonomy places the organism in Eukaryota, Metazoa, Chordata, Lepidosauria, Squamata, Eublepharidae.